This is a messenger RNA of Leishmania mexicana MHOM/GT/2001/U1103, 2232 nucleotides long. RefSeq lists its product as hypothetical. Bases 1 to 2232 code for a protein of 743 amino acids. NCBI's taxonomy places the organism in Eukaryota, Euglenozoa, Kinetoplastea, Trypanosomatida, Trypanosomatidae. The transcript has a single exon. The record is from RefSeq and is a predicted model, not a curated record.
AUGCCGCGCGUCAGCGUCGGCCUCCGACUUCGAUUCGUGAAGCUGCCGCACAUUGACGGCGAGCGCGUGUUUCGCGACGUCAUCAGCUUCGUGGAGCCGGAAGAUAGAAGCUAUGACGAUCUUCGCGCGUUGGUGGAGGCGAAGAUCAGCUUCAUGGAGCUCCGCCACUCUGAUUUCACCGCCUUCCACAUCGAGGGGCACACCGGUGACCGUAUUGUUGUAGACACUGCCUACUUUAGCGCGCUGCUGCGGCAAUGGGCGCGGAGAGUGGCGAAGGAGCGUCCGCCGCCUAAGCGGCCCACCGCACCGGAGGUGGCAGGGCUGGCGGUUCUCGGUGAGUCACCUUCGCCGUUUGUUAACCCCAAAUCUGAAGGCCACUUCAGAAGCGGCGGUAUGCCCACCGUGUCCACGAGCGACAAGAGUAGCGAUGAUGACGUGGAGGACGAUGAGCGUCCACCGGACAUGCUGGAAUGCUUUGAAAUCGAGCUGCACAGUAGAAAGCCUGUCGCUGUGGCUACAGUCGCCGCCAUCCCAAACCUGGUGUCGUCCAUGUCUGGUGCGCUGCCGUCACCGGUGCAGUUUGCCGCUCUCACGCGCGAGAACCUAGCGCGCCUGUGCGAUGGGGAUGUUGCGAAGUUGGGCGGCUCAGCCUUGCUCCCUGCAUCUGAGGCUGCAUCACCUGACAAGCAGGUUGCUGAGAGAGACCUCCGCAAAGCCGCCCCGAACCCCCACCUGCCUGACCCUAAUGCCGAGUGUCUGGUGCGUGUUCGCGACCUGACGUGUCCGCCAGGGCAGGUCAAGUUCUACCUGCGCUGCAUCAUUCUUGCCGUGCGCUUCAAAACACCUAAGCCGGGACUGACAGUGGCCGAGCUCGACCUGGGCGAUGCCGAGGACGUCACGCAGGCAAUCACGGCAGUCACGUUUGACGAGGUGGUUUGCAAAGCCAUCCGCGGCCACCUGCGCGGGGACCGCCGACAAGUUCUGGAGCUGCGUCAAGUGUACGUGCGGCGAAAGAACGAUGUGGACGUACGUUACCAAACCAACGCGCACCCACUCCUGCUCCGCCUCGAUCGGUCGUCGAAAAUGGAGGUGGUGCGCGUCCUCGCAACGCCAGCGCCGCAGCCCGGUAGCGGUGCCAUCGUCACGGUGCGGGAGCAACUAGGCUCGGCAGGGGUGGUGGACGUAACCCAGCUCAUGGGGCAGCAGCAACGGUUGCAUCACGUCUCCGGUGGUGCUAGUGGCGCUCCGUCGUCAGAGAACGGCGUCUCUCUCAGCGGGGUCGGCAGCGGCGCGUACCCGCCUGUGUGCUCAUCUUCAUCCUCCUCCUCGGGUCCGCGACGAACGACCUUCACCAUAUGCACCUCCAGCGGCAACGCCGGCGCUAGCACGGCGCUCGUAAGUGGUGUCGUGCCGUCGAGCUUCGGACAGGAGUUGCGCAAUCGUCAAGAGAUGCUGCUGCGCCAGCAACGGCCGGUGGAUUCGACACCGAUCGAACCCGGGGUCGCGAUUGUCACUGCACGCGAUGUUCGAGAGCGUGAGCCGCUGGUAGAGCAGCACGCCAACCGCGAGGAACAACGAAAGAUGCGCAUCCGCCGCAAGGUGGAGGUGUCAACACAGUGUCUGCUCUGUGGACUGGAUUGCAGCGACGAGUCGGCGUGCAUGGCGAUUCUCCGGCAGCAGCUCAUGAGAAGCUCGCGCAACCGUGGCGCACAAGUGCCUAGUUUCGAGCAGGUGAAGCGCGACCUCUCUGACCGUCGGCGGGUGCCGGAAUGGAAAGCGCCUACCCGGCUCGUAUGCACGCAUACGUUUGUGAACAGCGCCACUCGCACAGUCCAUGUCGUUCACCCGCGCUGCGCACACUUGUGCUCCGCCUACCAAAGGGGGAACGAUUUGGAAGACAUCGUGGUGUGCGAUCUGAGCAUGAACAUGUGCACGCUUUGUGGGAUGCCCGGGGCCUGCGUGGCUUGCUAUCACCCCCGAUGCACGGAGAUGUUCCACGUCGUGUGUGCCCUCUAUAGCGGCGGCUACGUAAACUUUGGCCAGCGAGACCCCUUCUGGCCCUGCCCCGCCUGCCCGCGUCACACACAGGUGGUGGUCGUAUCGAAGCAGAGGCCGGAGGGAAGCAACGUCUUGCACGUUGAUCACAGCUGUUGGGAGGAUGGAGUCGCUUUCGACUCGCGUGUGGUGGAGUCCACAGACCUCCGCGACCCGGACGAGAACGACGGACAGUGA